AUGACGAUAGGGCGCGUAAUUGCCGUGCACAGCUCCAAGGGAGGCGUGGGAAAAUCUACUUUGACAUGUUUGCUAGCCAAAUUACUAAAGGAAAGGGAUCUAAAGGUUGGGAUCUGUGAUUUAGACAUCACAGGCCCAUGCCUAAAGACAUUAAUGCCACCCAAUCAGGAUUUUGUCAAGUGGAUCACCAAGCAAAGUACCCAUAUACGUUAUGAAAAUGAUAAAAUGAGCCCUAGGGAUCCAUUAGAUACACUAUACCCGUUGAGUACAGACGAAGACACUUGUUUGCCAGAAGAUAAUCAAUACCUGGAGCCUUUGGAGGUAGACACUGUGAAACUAAUGUCGAUAAGCUUUUUUAAAUCCCCAAAGUCACAGGGAUUUACUGCAUUUAGAGGUCCUGCUAGCGACCAGAUUUGUCAAAUUUUACUCAAAAGAACCAAUUGGGGAGAGCUGAACUAUUUAAUUCUAGACCUUCCCCCCGGGACAAUGGAUAUCGUCUUAUCAGCCUCCGAACAUAUAACAAUUGAUGGAGUUAUCGCAGUCACUACACCGCACAUUACGAGUCAAAAAAUUACUGAAAGGGGGUUAAACCUGUUUAAACACUUAAAUACGACUGUUUUAGCAUUGGUUGAGAAUAUGGCCUACUUCCAGUGCAGCUGCGCUAAACACUUCAUCUUUGGCAAUCCGUGCGGCCAAAAUUUAUGUAAAAAUCAUAACAUACCAAAAUAUAUACAACUCCCAUUAAUUAGCAUGUAUGUUAAUGUGUCAAUUGAUGAUAUGUUAAAGGAUACUGUGGUUACCAGUGAGUUAUAUGAAUUAGUUGACCAUUUGAUAAAUUAUAAGUGGGAGAUUAGUAAAAAAAUUUCAUCCAUAGCAGUGGAUGACACUGAUAAUUUUGAUUGGUAUAUGCCUAGUGGUAUGAGAUUCCGUAUGGGGUGA
Molecule: messenger RNA, 939 nt
Organism: Babesia microti strain RI
Lineage: Eukaryota; Apicomplexa; Aconoidasida; Piroplasmida; Babesiidae
Product: small subunit ribosomal protein S5e
Exons: 4
Coding region: 1-939 (312 amino acids)
Biological process (GO): iron-sulfur cluster assembly
Molecular function (GO): ATP binding; ATP-dependent FeS chaperone activity; 4 iron, 4 sulfur cluster binding
Source: RefSeq, a predicted model, not a curated record